Erythranthe guttata (spotted monkey flower) is the source of this 845-nucleotide messenger RNA. Lineage: Eukaryota; Viridiplantae; Streptophyta; Magnoliopsida; Lamiales; Phrymaceae. The record is from RefSeq and is a predicted model, not a curated record.
UAAACCAUCUAUUGAUUGUUUGCGUAUGAUCUUGUGUGGGUGCAGGAAUUCAACGCAAAAUUGUGUAAUUUCGGUUUAGCUAUGAAGGGUCCGAUGGGUAAUAGGACAGAAGUUAUGGGUACAUGUGGUUAUGCUGCACCCGAAUAUUUUGCAACAGGUCGUCGAUUAACAACAAAAUACGACGUGUAUAGCUUUGGGGUCGUUUUAGUUGACUUACUAACCGGACGGAAAAGUGUUGACGGAAACAGCUGGCCUAUUAAUGAGUGCAAUCUAGUACACUGGGCAACACCAUAUUUGCGUCGCAAGAAAACUCUGUCUCGAAUAAUGGACCCCAAAUUAGAGGGUCAAUUCCCUCAUAAGGCAGCAUUUGCUGUUGCAACAAUUGCUCUGCAGUGCCUAAGACAAAUCCCAGAACAGAGACCAAGUAUGGCUAAGGUUUUAGUUUCUUUGGAACAACUAUGAGGUUCCAAAACUGUUUAGCUAUUUAUUAUUUAUUAUUUUAUGACUGUAAUUGCAAAGCACGAUGUCACGGCCCGCUAGUUUUGACCCAAUCCCUUGCCGAUUUCCCUUGGGUUGGGGAGGUUAGAGAGAGUCCAAGAUAUAACCCAAAUAGGGUUAGGCCCAAGUUGGCCCAACUGUAUAGUGGUAGGUAGGGAUUCUUUGGUAGGUAGAGGUAUGUGGUGGUAGGUAGAGACAUUUAGGGGAUUCUUUGGAGUGUCCCACUCCCAACCGUUAGAUCAUAUCGAUCUCCACCGUCCAUUGAGGAGGUGGUCUUGUAUAAAUAGAGGUAGGGUCCUCAUUUGUAAUCAUUCAAGAAAUCCAACAAAAUCCAAAGCACUCAAGCA